AUGAAGUUAUUGGUUGUAUUGGUCGCAUCGCUGGCCGUGGUGGCCUUUGCCAGUGAGGACAAAGCAGCACCAAAACAAGCCGCUGCCGAAGACAAGAAACAGGAGAAGAGAGGCAUCUAUGAUAUCGGACAUUACGGCGGCGGUGGCGGUGGCGGCGGCGGUGGCGGUGACGGAGGAUACGGUGGACAUAGCUUCGGUGGCGAGGGAGGUUUUGGUGGACACAGCUUCGGCAACGAGGGUUUUGGUGGUCAAGGACAUGAAGGACUAAGUUUCGGCGGACACGGCCAUGAAGGCGGCGGUGAAUACGGUGGACACUCCGAAUUCGGCGGUAGCAACGGUGGCAGCAGCGGUGGCAGCAGCGGUGGCGGCUGGAAACCCAUUUCCUCUGAUGAUGGACAUCACCACCAUCACCACCAGACACAUCAUCACCAUGAGCACAUUAAGACGAUCGAGGUCGUUAAGAAGGUGCCCGUUCCCUACACUGUUGAGAAGCAUGUCCCAUAUACCGUUGAGAAGAAAGUGCCUUAUGAAGUCAAGGUGCACGUACCUCAGCCCUACACUGUUGAAAAGAGAGUUCCAGUCAAUGUGAAGGAGUAUGUCAAGUACCCUGUGCAUGUUCCAGAACCUUACACCGUUGAGAAGAAGGUACCUUAUGAAGUCAAGGUUUACGUUGACAAGCCCUACGAAGUCAAGGUUAAGGUGCCCACUCCUUAUACCGUCGAAAAGAAGGUUCCCUAUGAAGUCAAGGUCCACGUUCCUCAGCCCUACACUGUCGAAAAGAAGGUCCCAGUCCCCGUCAAAUACGAAGUCAAAGUACCUCAGCCCUAUGAAGUCAUCAAGAAAGUGCCUUAUGAAGUGAAGGUCCCAGUUGACAAGCCUUACAACGUAUACGUACCUAAGCCCUACCCAGUGCAUGUUGAGAAGCCCUACCCCGUGACCGUUCACAAGCCAGUCCCAUACGAAGUCAAGGUCCCAGUCGACAAGCCCUACAAGGUUGAGGUAGAGAAGCCUUACCCCGUCCAUAUUAAGGUUCCAGUUCCGAAACCUUAUGACGUGUACAAGAAGGUCCCUUACACCGUUGAGAAGAAAGUGCCUUAUGAAGUGAAAGUCCCUAUUGACAAGCCCUACCCCGUGUACAAGGAAGUCAAAGUUCCCGUGGUCAAGGAAGUUCCUUAUCCCGUGAAGGUGCACGUUCCUAUCUAUCUUAAGAAACACGAGGAACACCAUCACGGUCAUCACGGUCACGAAGAGCAACAUCACGGUUGGCAUUAA
Molecule: messenger RNA, 1272 nt
Organism: Arctia plantaginis
Lineage: Eukaryota; Metazoa; Arthropoda; Insecta; Lepidoptera; Erebidae
Source: the annotation of a GenBank genome assembly